UCCGUUGCUCGCUACACUGGUUUCCUCAAUGCUUCCUUCACAACCACCUACUUCUUGUGCCGCAGUCUUGUGUGGUCCAGGAACUGCGUGCCAGGUUCAGACCAUUUACUGUCUUAUACCUCCAUGUCCACCACCAGUUGCAAGAUGUGUUCCCAUGAAUAAACCAGGAUCAUGUCCAGUACAAGAUGGUCUUGGCGCUUGCGUAGUGUCGUGCAACAAUGACGCUGAUUGCUUUGGGAACCAGAAGUGUUGUGGGUCGUGCCCGCGACAAUGUACUGAUCCAGCACCUCCUACAGUCAAACCGGGUUACUGCCCGUUCCCACACCGAUGCAGGAGUGAUUUUGACUGCUAUGGAAACGCAAAGUGUUGUGGGUCUUGCCCAAGGAGAUGUGCUAUUCCGUUCCGAUAUUUCACCAAAGGAUGAACAGCUGGAAAAGAAUUUUAUGCUCUUGGGGGUAUGUUUGUCACCCUCAUCAAAGAAACACUUCACAUGGUGGACCAUUUUUUUCUAUUCAUUGAAAAGUUUGAUUGUUAUUUUGUAUGGAAUAAACAAAUGAAAUUACCUUUGACAUU
Haliotis rubra (blacklip abalone) is the source of this 573-nucleotide messenger RNA. RefSeq names its product perlwapin-like. Bases 29 to 424 code for a protein of 131 amino acids. The record is from RefSeq and is a predicted model, not a curated record. Gene Ontology annotation, molecular function: peptidase inhibitor activity. NCBI's taxonomy places the organism in Eukaryota, Metazoa, Mollusca, Gastropoda, Lepetellida, Haliotidae. Gene Ontology annotation, cellular component: extracellular region. The transcript has 3 exons.